Messenger RNA from Eucalyptus grandis, 1531 nucleotides. Its product is annotated as UMP-CMP kinase 3. Gene Ontology annotation, cellular component: nucleus; cytoplasm. Gene Ontology annotation, molecular function: ATP binding; UMP kinase activity. NCBI's taxonomy places the organism in Eukaryota, Viridiplantae, Streptophyta, Magnoliopsida, Myrtales, Myrtaceae. The transcript is spliced from 8 exons. The coding region runs from base 672 to 1313 and encodes 213 amino acids. Gene Ontology annotation, biological process: CDP biosynthetic process; UDP biosynthetic process; 'de novo' pyrimidine nucleobase biosynthetic process. The record is from RefSeq and is a predicted model, not a curated record.
UUUUCCUCGAAGAUUCCCCCUUUCCCCUCUCCCCUCUCCCUUCCCUCUCCCGUUACUUUUCAUCUCUGUCUCUCUCCCCAACCCUUUAUCCUCGUCUUCUCUGUUGCCCAGUCAAUGGACUAGUAAUUUGCGGAGGUGACCUCCCUUUUGUGUACCCCCUUUCGUGCGGUGUGCCCAAAAAUCUCAUCUUUCUCUUUCUCUUUCUAAUCUUCGAUCACAUCUCUCUCAUUCUUUUCACAACUGCAUUGACCGGACGUCAUUUUCUCCGCUCAUCUCUGGUCGUUCGCAGCCCCCCACCUCGCGAUAAACCGCGUAUCCUAGCCGUAGAUUCUAAGGCAAACCUCGUCCGCUGCACGGGGCUGGGCUUAUGUAUGGAAUGUGAGUUGGGGGAAAUUUCCGACACCGACAGUGCGCGUUCGCUGCUUUCGAGGUUCGGGCGCGAGGGUUGUUUGUAACUACUGUAACCGUCGGGAUCACGCAAAGUUGCCAAAUCCCCACCACCCGACCAGCCUAUAAAGCCCUCCCUCCUCCUCCUCCUCCUCCUCCUCCUCUCUCCGCCAUUGCAUCAUCUCCCAUCUUCCUCUCAGAUCUCUCCCUCUCUCUCUCCCUCUCGCAUUUGGCAUCCUUUCUUUGCAGAGAUCUUUCGGUCCAGUAUUCUUUAGCUGGCUCUCAUGGGAAGUGUUAUUGAUGUUACAAUUGAGGAGGGAAGCUUGACAGAGAAGAAGCCCACAGUUGUUUUUGUUUUAGGUGGACCUGGCAGUGGAAAGGGUACCCAAUGUGAUAAAAUUGUUCAGCACUUUGGCUUCACUCAUAUCAGUACUGGUGACCUUCUCCGAGAUGAAAUUAGAUCUGGUUCUGAAAAUGGGACUAUGAUCCAGAGGAUGAUGAAGGAGGGAAAGAUGGUGCCUCCAGAAUUGACAAUCAAGCUCCUGCAGAAAGCGAUGCAGGAAUGUGGAAACGACAAGUUGCUUAUUGAUGGUUUCCCUCGGAAUGAGGAAAAUCGUGCUGCAUAUGAAGCUGUUAUUAAAAUUGAGCCAAAACUUGUGUUGUUUCUUGAUUGUUCUGAGGAAGAGAUGGAAAGGCGCUUGUUGAAUAGGAAUCAGGGAAGAGAAGAUGACAACAUAGAAACAAUAAGGAAAAGGUUUAAGGUGUUCAAGGAGUCUACCCUCCCAGUUAUUGAGUACUACGAUUCCAAGGGAAAAGUCAGAAAGAUUGAUGCUGGAAAGCCUGCUGACGAGGUCUUUGAGGACAUCAAAUUUUUUUUUACCUCGACCUGUGGAAAUAUAAAGCACUCCUGUUGCGUUAUCUUAUAGGCUUCUUUUGCUGUGAAAAUCACUGAAAGGAGCAAAUCAGUAAUGAUCAAUUGGGCUGUAUCAUCUUCAGGAGGCGAUAUGACUCUAUAUGUUUAUUAAAUGUGGUUGUUGCAUCUGAGUCAUCCCUGUAAUACCUCAUAGAGAACCAGUACUUCUAAAUAGUAUCUAAUGCGAUUAUUUAGCAUAAUGAUGCAGCUCGGAACAACUUUGCAUCUGUA